AUGAAUGCAUUUUUUGACGGAUAUGUUCAUGUGAAAACUAAUUUAAAGAAGUUUUUUGACCAAUUUGACAAUGCCUUGAAAAAGAAAAUUGAGAAUGAAAUCAGCUUGGACUUCCACUCAUUUAGCGUUUCCAUUGCUUGCAUAUCUAGAUUUCCAAUCGAAAAGAGAUUCCAAGAGUUGUACACGAAUGCAAAGUUCAGGGAAGUUCAGCAGCAAGUUAUGGGUGUGCUUGAUAUGGAUCAAUCACUACUUAGACACGAUGGUGUGACGAAGACCUAUUUGGUAGAAGAUGAAAUUCGUGUUGAGGAGUUCACUAAACAUGUUACAUGUUAUGUGGACUUUAAUGUGGAAGAAUGCGAUGCUAAGUGUUCGUGUGGGUUAUUUCAGAUGAGUGGGAUACUAUGUAGACAUAUCUUGGCCAUAUUCAAAUGUAAUGGGAUAAAAUCUUUGCUAGAUAGAUACAUUUUAGAUCGAUGGAGGAAGGACAUCAAACGGAGAUACAUGUUAAUCUACAGUAGUUAUGACACAGGGCCUCAGCGGGAAGAUACUAACAGAUAUUCAAGUCUAUUGAAUAUCUGUUAUCGGAUGAUUACCCUUGCAGGAGGUUUGAAAGAUCAUACUAAGGAUGCUACUAAAAAGUUAUAUUCCAUGAUUGAGUUAUAUAAUCACAACCAAGAACCCCCUCCAAUGACUCAAACGGGUUCUGAUGUUGGUUGCACAACAAAUGCCACAGUUAGUAGUUCGCAGCAAGUACUCAGUCCAAGAAUUGUGCGAGGAAAAGGCAGACCCCCAUCUCUGAGAAGAGCAUCUAGGAUGGAGCAAGACCUGCGGAAAGUUAAAGCGAGGACAAAGAAAAUAACUGUAAAGGGAAAACGUAAAGAGGUUCAAAGAAAUUAA
Carya illinoinensis is the source of this 897-nucleotide messenger RNA. RefSeq names its product protein FAR1-RELATED SEQUENCE 5-like. NCBI's taxonomy places the organism in Eukaryota, Viridiplantae, Streptophyta, Magnoliopsida, Fagales, Juglandaceae. Bases 1 to 897 code for a protein of 298 amino acids. The transcript has a single exon. Gene Ontology annotation, molecular function: zinc ion binding. The record is from RefSeq and is a predicted model, not a curated record.